ACCUGGAACUUCAGCUCGGCUUUGGCAAAGAAAUGGCAAGGCUGCAACUUCAUCGACGGCCUUCCAUGCGAGGACCUGAAGUCUGUACGGCUGCGGCAGGGGUUUUGGCGCGGCUUGCCACUUGGAAUGGUCAGUCUCUUGGUGGUGACAUUGAGCCUUUUCCAGAUGCAGGCUUGUCAGCUCGUUAAUGCAGGGCCCAAAGCCGAGUACUUGGCAAGUAGUUCUGAAGAAGAAGCCGAACGUCCUGGGUUCCUGGCGCAAAUGUACGCGCACUGGGUCUUAGGGGACAGCUUGAUCUCAACCUCCGAGAUCCAAAAGCAGGGCCAGGACAUUUGGGGUGCGUCUUGGGGUGCGUCCAAUAUUAUUAAGCACGAGAAGGAAAAGCUCAACAAUGACAAUUGGGAUUGGAUGAUAUUCGACAACUGCCGAUGUUCCACAUUAUUCUGGUUCAAACCAGACAUCCCUCAGGAACAACAGAUUGCCGAGAACGGCUUCAGCCCGCUAAAAAGCGACAGUCUCCACUCCUCCAUUGUCAUCCUGCCACCAAAUGCAUCUUGUCAUCUUGGGCCGGAAAUCGGAAGCGGUUCUUUGUAUGCGCUCAACAAGUUGCUCUUUGAUGAGCGCAAGGCAGAGAUUACGUCUAGCCAUCCUGAGCUUGAUUGGGCACAGCAUGUUCAAGAGAUGACCAACAAGUACAAAAAACUGCUUGCCACCUAUGUGCCGGAUUACUUCUUUGGAAUAUCACUGCGACCUUGGCAGCCCUGGCAUCUACAGUGGACUACAGCCUGGAUCUUUCUGCUUUCAGCAGCAUUGCCCAUUCACGGGCACAUCUGCGAAAGGGCGCGCGUACAAUCCUUGCUCGCAAAGGCGGCCAUAGCCGUAUACAUUUUUGCAGACGUCGCUUGCCUUGCCUGCAUGGCUACCCUGGCAACCAUGGAAGCUCAGAUGGAAGGCUUGAAAGAUUUCACAGAGCUACUCUCUGGAGAGGGGCGCGUUCCAAAUGACGAGGUGACAGCAGCCCUUCGAAAAGCAACACUUCAAGGACGAGACUCUUUGUACCCGCUGUUGCAGACCAUCGCCGUGUUCUGCGGCACAAAGAUGUUGCUGGUACGUUGCUGCUUGCCGAGGCUUUCCUUGGGACAGUUAUUCAGCGGUUGCUUGUGCUCGCCCUUGUACUUGAUUUCUUUCGACUGCUUGCGAAUAUCGCGGGACGCAAAAGCUCUGCAUUUCCUGGUCGCUAUCCGCGCCGUGGUCAUGCUCGUCAGCCUCGAAUUAGCUUGGUAUCCCGUCAGUUCGGAAGAGUUCAUUCGGUGGUCAGCUGUGAUCUUCAAUUUUGGCAUCUCUCGCAACGUGUUUCGCGCUCACGUGACAUGCAUGCUGAUGGCCGCCGCUGCAUCUGGUUUGGGUGCCAUUUGGGCUAUUCACAGUGAGGUGGCCUCCAAGCAGCAGCCCUACAAGAAGGCCCAUGGCUAUGGGGCCAUCCAGCUGCCGCCUGUCAAGCGCAGCAGCGCGCAAGGCAUGCCAGCUGAAUAUCCGCGCUUCCCUCCUGGCAUUGAUUCAAGCGUGGUAAAGCCCAGGAAGAGCAUGGAGCCUCCAGCCUCGAGCAAGGCGGAGCCCAAGAUGGAAGAUCCUUA
Molecule: messenger RNA, 1634 nt
Organism: Symbiodinium pilosum
Lineage: Eukaryota; Dinophyceae; Suessiales; Symbiodiniaceae
Source: the annotation of a GenBank genome assembly